This is a messenger RNA of Gasterosteus aculeatus aculeatus (three-spined stickleback), 1496 nucleotides long. RefSeq lists its product as uncharacterized. The record is from RefSeq and is a predicted model, not a curated record. NCBI's taxonomy places the organism in Eukaryota, Metazoa, Chordata, Actinopteri, Perciformes, Gasterosteidae.
CACGAACGACACAUCACUAGUUUCGAUUAGUUCGGGGAAGUGAGGGCGUCAUGGUCAACGAGGAGCUCCAGCGGCGCCUCAACGACGGCGGGUACAAGAACUGGCUGAAGGCCGGACAGUGUCUGGCCCUGCUGGCGGGGGGUCUGCUGCCCUUCACCCAGCAGCGCGCCACAGCUUUCCACGCGGACCUGCUCAACCGGAACGCGCGGCUGAAGAAGCCGUGCCAGACGCCUGCGUGCCGCCCGGAAGGCAACAAGUUUUUCCCAAAAUGCAAAGCGUGUGCAGAGUGGCAGACGGAGAUCCUGAGACAUCGCAGGCAGCCAGAUGCCACAUUGAACUGGGACAACUGUGUCCCUCCCAAGUGGAGGAGCGACUACUGGGAACUGGCGAAGGCCUUCAUGCCUCGGGGUCAAGGCAAAGCGAAGCGGGCGGAGCACUGCGAUGCCGCGGCGCUGCUCAACCUCAUCAACCACUGCGACUGUUUCCAGUCUGUGGACUCAACGUGCGUGAGAGAGGUGAUCCGUUUUAGGAACGAGUUGAUGCAUUCCUGCAAGUUACAAGUCGGGGACAAUUGGAUGAGACACUUCAGCGCAAGCCUGACAAAGCUUGUGCAGCAGCUAAGGGGCGAACCACAGAUCGCAACAGCUGGAAAGCAAAUCGAGGAGAUGCUGAGCGUUGAUUUGGCAAUAUGCGUCUCUGGCUUGGACAGAAUGGAUUCCGCCGCCCCGGAUGGAUUAGAGUCCGAUUCGGUCUCCCAUUGGGAGAUCAGCGGCGUCUUGAUUGGCCAAUGGGAGGCUGAGUUGCUUCAGGAGAGCCUGCAGGAGUCGCUGCACGCUGCAGACGAUGAUGCAACGACAAGGGACCCGGAGCAGCUGAAGACGCUGGGCGGUUUCCUGCAGGCCAACAGAGAUCUGAGCUUGAGGUUUUCUGCAGAGCUCCAAGCCAUCAACUCACUGCAUGCCAGAGAAUAAUACAGGGGAAGAUGUGAAAGGGAGAAGGACCACAUUGUGCAAUAUGUCUUGUAUUUACUCGGUUGAGUCAAACGUAAAACAGGUAGAGGGAUUUGUGACGUUAUACUAUGUGCUUGUAAUGGUGUCACGGUAAUGGUUUCUGGUUUGACAACACUACUGUUGUGUACACCGGGUGGCGCUGUUCUAAUGUCUCUGGUACGUAGGGAUUGAAAUGUUGUUGUCAGGCGUUUGACCCCGAGGGAGCAAAGGCCUUCUACUGCUUUUAUUCUGCUUCUGCACACGUUUAGUUCAUGGGUCGAUUUUACAGGGUUCCACGGCGAAGAAGAUGAGCAGACUCUCAUUUAAUAACACUUGUCUUUGAAUGAUUUGUCUAAUGCAACAAAAUAACAACACUACGAUGUCAACCAGCUCAGUGCUGAGCUCAUUUUACAACAAGUGUAUUUAGAAUAAAAUGUACUACGAGUGGAGAGUCGGCAUGUCAACUUUUCUAAAUGUGCUAUUUGAUUAAAAAUGAAAAAAAAAAAA